AUGCCUCUCAUCGACGCCAACACCCCACCUACCUCCACCGACACUCACUACGUCGUCUAUUUCGCCUCCGGUGAGCCCUCAUGGUGUCCUGACUGCCGUGAUGCCCUCCCCGCGCUGAACGCUGUUUUUGGCGGCGCUUCUGAUCCUACCGCUUACAUCGUCCGCGUGGGUUCGCGUGAGGAGUGGCGGGGUACUCCUAAGAACAAGUAUCGCAAUGCACCUUACAACAUCAAUGGCGUUCCUACUGUCGUCAAGGUCCAGAAUGGCAAAGAAGUUGGACGAUUGGGCGAUAAGGAGAGUCAGGUUGAGUCUUCUCUUCGCAAGCUUGUGAACCAGUGA
Molecule: messenger RNA, 339 nt
Organism: Fusarium odoratissimum NRRL 54006
Lineage: Eukaryota; Fungi; Ascomycota; Sordariomycetes; Hypocreales; Nectriaceae
Exons: 2
Coding region: 1-339 (112 amino acids)
Cellular component (GO): cytosol
Molecular function (GO): protein-disulfide reductase [NAD(P)H] activity
Source: RefSeq, a predicted model, not a curated record